AUGGUUCAAGCUCGGAGCGGCAGCCACGACUUGACGCACAAGCACGACAAGCGUGGCGGAUGUAUUCUCGGCACUGACCACCUUCGACCUCGCGACGUCGAUGAGGCGACCCUCAAGAAGCGUCAGGCCACCUUGCCUGCUGUAUCUGGCAAUGGCCAAAAGUACCCCACUCCCGGAGAGGUCCCACCUCCUAGCUCUCUGCCUCAGGCCUGGGUCGAUGCGUACAACAAGGCUAAGAAGGCUGGUCAGAUCCCCGACAUCCCUGCAUCCAAGGAAACUCCUGACGGUCUGAUCGCUUACCCCAAGGGCACCGACAUGAACGCUGUAUGCUCCUGGACGCUCUCCAAGUGCAACGACGGUGACAUCUGGCAAGCACCUCAGGGCACCCUCGCUUUCGGCUUUGACGAUGGACCUACCCCCAACGGUACACCACCGCUCAUCGACCUCAUCAAGAAGGAGAACAUCGCAACCACGCACUUUCUCAUUGGUUCCGCUAUCGCGUGGGCCCCCGACGUCAUGUCUCAAUUGGCUGCUGUUGACAGCGCCCAUCUCGGUAUCCAUACUUGGAGUCACACCUUGCAGUCGACGAAGAGCGACCUCGAAAUUCUCGGAGAUCUCGGAUGGACUCAACAGAUCAUCUACGACCUGACUGGCAAAGUGCCUGCCUACUUCCGUCCUCCCGAGGGAGACGCUGAUGCUCGUGUCCGUGCGAUCGCCCGCGUGCUCGGCAUGCAGACCGUGCUGUGGACGAAGGACGCCGAUGACUGGUGCUUGCGCCAAGGACACGGUACCGCGACCUCGAUUCAGUCCUGCGUGCAGAGUGCACCUGAUCUCGAGACGGUCACCAAGGAACAAGUCAGCUGGGUGUCUGGCAGCAAGAACGACGGUGUGAUCACCCUGGAACACGAGACGACCGAUCAGGCCAUCAAGGCUGCCGGCUCCCUCGUCAACGCCGCUCAGAAGAACAAGCAAUACAAGAUCGUCGGUGCCAUCCCUGACCUGUGGGACCUGCCUUGGUACAGCAACCAAUUCGCUCAGGGUGACAAGCCCACCAAGCCAAAGGACAUUUUGCCCACCCACUCCUUCGUCAAUGUCACUGACGGAGGAGCUGGAUCUGCUCAGUACGAUCUCGGUGACUGGAAGAGCGCUACAAGCACCGGCAGUGCCAAAGCUGGCGCGACUUCUAGCGCUAGCAAGGGCAACAGCAACUCUGCGACCACCGGUGGAAGCUCGUCCGGCGCACCAGCCACCGCUGCCGCCUCUUUCACUGUGCUCCUCGGUGCUGCUGCCCUGGCAGCUAGUUUGGCGCUCUGA
This is a messenger RNA of Ceraceosorus guamensis, 1314 nucleotides long. Its product is annotated as glycoside hydrolase/deacetylase. Lineage: Eukaryota; Fungi; Basidiomycota; Exobasidiomycetes; Ceraceosorales; Ceraceosoraceae. The record is from RefSeq and is a predicted model, not a curated record. Gene Ontology annotation, biological process: carbohydrate metabolic process. Gene Ontology annotation, molecular function: chitin deacetylase activity. Bases 1 to 1314 code for a protein of 437 amino acids. The transcript has a single exon. Gene Ontology annotation, cellular component: membrane.